AGAUUAAAGCCCCCUAAGGAGAAAUCAUCUCCAGAAGUAGACACUAUUCCAACAGACGCCAAAAGAUCGUCAAACAUUCGCUGCCUUUGACCUCUGCUCAAAAUUUAUUUGUUGUCAACGACGCCAUGUCUAAACGGAAAUUUUAUCCCAACAACUCACUACAAAAUGGCGAAAAGCAGCGAUUCUGAGGGUAAAAAAACAGUGAAAUGCAAGGAUUAGCAUUCGUUAUUUCUGCUGCAGCAUAUCUCUGGCUAACAGCAACAGGAGCAAAGUCCAUAUUUCCGAGAAUCCUGAAUAUCACCAUCACCAGCAAUACGUCAGUGCAUGUCACGUGGUCUUUCCCAGAAUACAACAUCUCUACAAUCGUUACAAUCGCCGUGCUUUACAAACAGAGCUGUCAACUGGGCUACGAAAACGUGACAGUGCCUCAUGGUAAAGUUGGGAGUGCAGUGGUGACUGGUUUGGAGCCAGGGGAGGUUUAUUGUUAUAAAGUGGCAGGCGUUUCUAGUAGUGGACGCCUGUACCCCGUGGACUGGGACAAAGCGCCUUGUGCGUUCGAAGACACUGCUAAUCUAGUGAUUCCGACAUCUCCGUCAUACAGCAAGACAUCACAGUCAUUGAACAAUACGAGGGAACCUGUUACGACCGCUGAUCCGUCUAAGGCUGAACCGCGAGCACGAUCGGGUUCCCAUGCUCGUCACGCCUCGCAUCACGUGACCUGGCUUUUAUUGGUGUCAACUUACUGGCUCACCAAGCACGCAAUUAAUCAUAGAACUCUAGUUUAAUUUUUGUAAUUAAAAUAUAAUAAUAUAGAAUUAUACAAAGGUUUUUUUUUCUAUAACGCAUUUAGACAGCACUGUCUCAAGCAGCGUUCACAUGCAGUUCGCCAAUCUAACCCAACGUAUCCAUGUUCACCAUUAGGUCCCAGGGAAUUAAAUACUUCUCGUUAGUAAAUCGCGCGGAUCAAAUUACGCCGAAGGAGAUGUGGAAACAAGAACAUCGAUGCCCGAUUUUGAAUGCUGGACGCGCAUGACCGCAAUUACUUAUGGCGGGCUCAGGGUUGCUUUGUAAAAGCCUGAUUUGUCUGGAGUGCACGCGCGACAGUUCGGGUGUGACCCGUAGAUUGCGGGAUCCCAUAUGUCUAUUCAACUAGCGGAGAUAAGUAGCUUGUUCCGUUCGUGAAUUGCUUGCCGUCAUCAUUAUCAUCUUCUUCAACAUCACCAUUUUAUAAUAUCUCAUUAUCUCCAUAAUCGGCAAGUGUUGUCUUUACUUCCUGCAGAACAAAAUAAAAAACGAAACUGAAAUGGAAAAA
Molecule: messenger RNA, 1312 nt
Organism: Nematostella vectensis (starlet sea anemone)
Lineage: Eukaryota; Metazoa; Cnidaria; Anthozoa; Actiniaria; Edwardsiidae
Exons: 4
Coding region: 207-785 (192 amino acids)
Molecular function (GO): protein binding
Source: RefSeq, a predicted model, not a curated record